CGCAGCCUAAGACACUUGUGGUUCCCUAAACCAUAUUGGGAGGGAUAGGAUUUUUAAAGCAAUUUGCUCCAGCCUCCCCUCUGUUUUCACUCUAAUUCUACAGCCUGCUCUAGGAGGAUUGAAAUUGGCGGCUUGAGUGUUAACUCGCCCAUGUAAAGCGACCACGGGAGCUCACCGCUGCAAUAACUAAACCUGUCUUGGCAGUAAGAGGAUUGGUUGACUGUAAAAACAUCUGCCUGACGCUCGGUUGAAGAGCGUGAACGGCGGUUGAGGAAACAAGUAAAGUCCAGCGUCUCACGAUCACCGACGAGCAUAUGAGCAAGUAGCCUACAGCUUUUGAUAGUAUCGUUUAAUGGCACUUUACGGUAUUGAAUAGGGAUGAUACUAAUUAAUCUCCUAGUAGGUGUCCAUUUGCCUAUCAAUUUAGUCAUUGCGCGCAAGUGGUUGGUUUCGGUUAUGCUCAAUGGAGAGCAAACGGAUUCUUCACUUUGUCGGUAAAAGCAGUCACGGUAUGGCUUUUUUCCUUAUUCACCUGCUUUUGCAAAUGGGAUUCGUUUUCGGAUCUAAUUAUGGGUAUGUGGAAUGGUCGGAUAACGACAAAGAAGCUGAAAUACGAUCGAAGGACCCCACUAUUUACAGCACUCAAAAUACUUAUUACCCAGGACCCGCAACGGAGCGCACCGUGGUGGCGCACAAAAUCGAAGAGGACCUGCCUAGGGUGGUGACAGCUUUCCUGCACACGGGAGACUCAUCGGCUCUUGAACAAGUCAACUGUUCUCGGAGGUAUGAGUUGAGUAGCCUCCGCGGUGGAACCAAUGUGGCCUCAUACUAUUUUCUCCAUAGCGUGCUGGACACUAUGGCGCACGCGACCAACUUUCUGAACAUGAUUUUACAAGCUAACAGGUCGCGAGAGCACAGCCUUCGGAGGGAUAUUCACUGGUACCACGCUCUGGUUCGGAGUAUUCUCGAGGGGGACCCCAAAAUUCACAGGGCAGUGGUUGCAUUCCAUACUGAUGCUCCGACGCCGGAUCCUCACGUUUUCCUUCAAGCGACAAGAACUGAAGGGGAAGUGGUCCUCCAGGACCUUUCCAACUCCGCUCACCACCAUCUCAAGAGCAGGAGCCCGGAUUCUGAGUGGUUUAACGAGUUCAGGGACCGAAAGAAAACGUACAUGCAGAGAAGGGCGUCGAGCCGAGACCCUGUAGCCACUCAAAAUGGCUACAUUCUCGACAAAAGUCAAAUCAAGUGGUCUGCGCCUUACCUGGAAUGCGAGCAUGGGAAUUUCGUACCACACUGGCUACUCACCUUGUCUGCAGGGUUCUAUGGGUUGAAGAUAAAUUCCGCGCCCGAGUUCAGGGGUGUGGUUCGAGUGGACGUCAACCUACAGGAUGUGGACAUUGACCAGUGCUCCAGCAGUGGCUGGUUUGCUGGGACUCACCGCUGUAACCUGACCAGCAUGGAUUGCAAGCCCAUUGCCGGCCAUGGAUUCGUGCUGGACAAGUACAAGUGCCAAUGCCGGAGAGGCUUCUACCACCCGAGCAGAGUGGCACUCAACGGCUUUACAAAGAGCGGUGGUCACACUCUCGGCGAGGACCCCUCGGAGGUGUCCAGUAAGUGUCUGCCGUGCCGUGAGGGCUGCCCCUACUGCCGGGACGACACGCCCUGCCUGGCUCAGGAGGACGGGGCCCUCCGGCUUUCCGUAGCCUCCUUCCAGGGCCUCUGCAUGCUGUUGGACUUAGUGGCCAUGAUGCUGGUCUACCACUUCCGCAGGAACAAGAGGAUCCGAGCGUCUGGUCUCGUCCUCCUGGAGGCCAUCUUGUUUGGAGCCUUGCUUCUCUACUUUCCCGUGAUGAUAGUCUACUUCAACCCCAGCGUGUUGCGCUGUAUCCUACUGAGAUGGGUGCGUCUCCUGGGCUUUGCCACAGCCUACGGAACAGUGAUCCUGAAGCUUUACAGGGUGCUGAAGGUGUUCCUGUCCCGUACGGCCCAGCGGACCUCCUACAUCACCAGCUGGCGGGUGCUGCGUCUGCUGGGGGUCAUCCUGCUGGUGGUGCUGUGGUUCCUGGUGGCCUGGACCUCGGCCGUGUGUCAGACACCUGACCGGACGUCGGCCCUCAUCGAUGUGGGCCUCGCCCCCGACGGGCUGCAGUUCAGCAUGUGCCUACUGGACCGCUGGGACUACAUGAUGGCAGUCGCCGAGUUCCUGUUUCUUCUGUGGGGAGUGUACCUCUGCUAUGCUGUCCGGACCGUACCGUCAGCCUUCCAUGAACCACGCUACAUGACUGUUGCCAUAUACAAUGAACUCCUCAUAUCGGCAGUAUUCCACAUCAUUAGGUUCACUCUCGCUCCUCAUUGGCACCCUGACUGGAUGCUCAUGUUGGUCUUCGCUCACACACACCUCACCGUGACUGUGACUUUGGGGCUGCUGCUUGUACCAAAGUUUCUGUCCACAGGGAUCCAGGCGAGUGAUGACAUUGCCACUGAAGCCUAUGAAGAGGAGCUGGACAUGGGCCGCUCCGGGUCCUACCUCAACAGCAGCAUCACCUCAGCCUGGAGCGAACACAGCCUGGACCCCGAGGACAUACGGGACGAGCUCAAGAAGCUUUACGCCCAACUGGAGGUCUACAAGCGCAAGAAGAUGCUGGCCAACAACCCACACAUGCAGAAGAAGCGCAGCUCCAAGAAAGGCCUGGGCCGCUCUCUCAUGAGGCGCAUCACUGAGAUGCCAGAGACCUUGCACCGGCAUGGCAGCUAUGGCAGCCGCGAGGAACGUGUCGGUAGCGAGCACGGGAGCAACCGCAGCACCCUUCGACGGAACCCCUUCGACUCGUCCCACUCAGGUCACAAGUCCAGGGAAGACUCUCUGAAGAACAAAGUUCUGGGCCUGAAGAAGUCACACAGCUACGACCACGUUUGUGACCAAGCUGAGGAAACUGCCGGCGGAGUGGGCUCUGGUGGGGACAAAAUGGCCACCGGCGAGGGUUCCUUGCUGGGAUCUCUCAUUAGGAGGCAGGUUAAGAAGUCACCAGAGCCUGCCCCAAAGGUGGAACUGGCCGAGACAGUACCCUUGGUCUGCAAGUCGGCCAGCGCGCACAACUUCACAGUGGACAAAAAGCCCAUUCAGCUGAGGACGUCCAUCAUGCAGAAGUCGCUGAGUGUCAUCACCAGUGCCAAAGAGAAGAUGCCUGGUCUCACCAACAAGACCAAUAGCGCGGAGGAUGCCAGCAAGAAGGGACUCAAGGGGCGCGAUGGGAGGAUGCUGUCUGAGGUGGACGAGAUGGAGUGUUAUCCUAAGAUGAUCAUCAGCCAGUCGGUAGAGUACUCCAGGACGCCCAUGGCCAAGAUGGGCAUCAUGAAGCAGCAGGUGAGUGGCAGCCAGCCGUCCAUCAAUACAGAGCCGGGGAGAAACCUGUAUGACCUCUCUGAGGUGUGCUCUUGGGAUGUGGAGGACCCCCCAACCCCCUCAGAAGGAAGGUCCCAGAAGCAUGUGUCCAUUGCUCCAGGAGAGACCACCACGGUCCACAGGGUUGAUGGUGGUGGCACGGUUAGCACCAAGGGCAGUCGCUCCCAACAGAAGCAGCAGAGGGCCGCGGGGCAAUCGCCUGCAGGCCGACAGCGCUCCAAAGACAAGGGGGGUGAACGAGAUGAGGCCAGAGAAACAAGGAAGCCCAGGUCUCCCAGAUCUCCGCUCCCACUCAAACCGGAGGUGUGCCCCUGGGCCUUUGAGGAGCAGCCAGUGUUGGGAGGCGAUUCAGAUUCCAUCUCCCCAGAGAGGAUCAGACAUAAGAAGAGCGUCACACCCACUGAUGGGAAGCCCAAGAUCCUCCACUCAGACUACUCCAAAUCCACGGGGAGUCUGCUACUGCCGCCCACCCUGAUGGUGGACAUCUGUCCCUGGGACUACAAUGAAGCCCCAGCCCCGCCCCCCCCCAGCCAGGAGAAGACCUGCUCCAGCCCCACCCCUCACUCCAAGCGGAAACGAAAAGGCUCGUGCUCCUCCAAAGAAAGGGGAGAGAGGGGUGAGAGAGAGAAAGGAGGAAGGGACAGGGAGGAAGAGAAGCAGCACAGGUCAAAGAGCAAGGAGAGCUCCUCCAGCAGGCCCUCGGAAAGACGACGUGUCAGCCAGUCAUCAGAGGGUGGUCCGGUCACCGUGCCAACAUCCGGGAGACGGAGGAGCUCGAUGAGAGACCCGGAGGCGUCGGAGAUCAAGAGGGCGGAGGCGUGCCCGUGGGAGGUAGAGGACGCACAUGCCAGCGUAGCACAGACUUCUCCAGCGAAAGAAAACAACUCUCUGAGUUCUAAUUACAAACAACCCGUAAGCACUGCUAAAAGGGUUGACGUUUGCCCCUGGGAUUUUGAAGACAAUGGGUCAGAGAAAAGUGCAUGAUAAUCAAAAUGAUAGACUAUAUGUUUUGUAUUCACGGCUCAAAAGCAAACUGGGUUUUAAAGAUAAGGGUGGAGAAAACCUUUUUUGCACAAGUUGCCCUGUGGUUAUGUCAAAAGAAAAACAUGACACUACGGUCUGUUAAAGCAUUCCAAACAAAGUAUUUGUUGAAUUACAAAGUUGUGUUGUUAGUUGUGCAAUUAUGCAGCUUAAAGUCACUUUAUCCGCAAUGUAGAGAAAUGUUUAGUCGGCACUAUUUGCUUGUACAUUUGCUCAGUUUGCAUUUGUGCGCGUUUUGUCACACUCUUCAAUACAUUAAAUACAUCCUUACUGCCGUGAGGGAAUUUACACUGAAUUAAUUAGACAACAAUCGGAUUUAGACUGGUUUGUACGAGAACGUGGGACUGAUUUUAACCAGCCCAUUUUUGUAAACAACUAAUUGAUGAUAUUGUCACCUGUUCCAUUAUGCUAGACUGGAGUUCUCUUUCGUCUGAAUCCUGCACCUGGGUCAUUCUUGUCAAGUAGUGGGCCGAGUAUUUCAGAGUGUUGGUCAUCUGGAAGUGUAUAAUGUAACUUCCAUAUGAAGCACAGUGCACAGAUAAUUAUACCAUUAAUUCUGGGGCCUUAUAGAUUAUACAAAGGAUGUGAAUUUGAAGUGUUGAGCAGGAGAAAUAGCUACAUAGGUGCACCUUACAUACAUUCGCUACCACUUGUGUAGCAUCAUGAGGAUACACCCCCUGAAGAAACAGUGUCUCACCUGUAUUUGGUCUCCUUUCAGUCAAACAUGCUUUAUGUCUGUACAAAAACAAACUGAAGUUUAUCUUUGAUGUAUACGUUUUGUAAAACUGCUAUAGCAUGUGGCAAAGCACUUCCAAAAAUUGCUUUGUGCCAAUUAAUCAACUUACAUCCAAAAUGCUACAGCGUUUGGUAAUGAAGGUGUAAUACUUGAUCUUGCCUAUUAUAACGAAAUGUAAAUUCAAAGUUCUCCCAAACGUAAAUGCGUCACAUAAUUUUAUUAGUGCACACCGCGUUUUGUAAUGGAAAACUUUUGCAACGGAAAUAAACAUUUCUUAUUGGACAAGUUCAGCUUGGUCCCGCCCUGUUUCAGUCUGUUUUCCUCCAGUUGGUUUCCUGGUGAAUAAAACCCAGCUAAUUCGUAACACAAUUCUGCUGGAUCCAGUUACACUACAGGAAUGCUACAGUGACUUCUGCAUGACAGCAAACCUAUUGGCCCAACGUCUCACUGCUCUUAGCGAACGCUGCUCAGUUAAAACCUGUUUGUUAAGUGAACUUGUACCACUGUCGUCUUCGUGCUAUAACGCUUGGUUACAAGCUGUUGGAUCCACACGGGAAUAUUUAUUUAGUACAUUUAUAUUGUAUUCUGUUGUAAUCGCAUGUACAUACAUAGCUCCCCCCUAGACCUGCAAUAAAUAUUUAUAUAAAACUCUA
Messenger RNA from Coregonus clupeaformis (lake whitefish), 5833 nucleotides. Its product is annotated as probable G-protein coupled receptor 158. The record is from RefSeq and is a predicted model, not a curated record. The transcript has 11 exons. The coding region runs from base 464 to 4387 and encodes 1307 amino acids. Gene Ontology annotation, cellular component: membrane. Gene Ontology annotation, biological process: G protein-coupled receptor signaling pathway. Gene Ontology annotation, molecular function: G protein-coupled receptor activity. Lineage: Eukaryota; Metazoa; Chordata; Actinopteri; Salmoniformes; Salmonidae.